UGUGUCCGCCCGCUAACUCGUCCGCGGCUCAUGUUGCUGGACUCUGUUUUCUUGUCGACCGUCAAAAUGAACAAACUGAACAAACCGCAGGAGUUCGACUCGUACGAGCUCGAGGAGCUGAGCGACGAGGAGCGAGCCGAGAGCAGUUCGGAGGACGAGCUGGAGGUGCUGCUCAACGGGACCCCGGAGCAGAAGAAGAAGCUGAUCAGAGAGUACCUGACGGGGGAGAGCGAGUCGUCCAGCGGGGAUGAGUUUGAGAAGGAGAUGGAGGCGGAGCUUAGCUCCACCAUCAAGACUCUGGAGGGAACCUGGACGCCGGCGGCAGCUGCAGCACCAGCAGAAGCCUCAGGAGAAGGAGGAGCAGGAGGAGCUGCGCCUCCUAACUCUGAGGUGUACAACGAGGUGUACUUCGACACCGACUCGGAGGGAGAGGAGACGCCAGGCGGCGCCAGCGGCCGGAAGCGGCGGCAGCGAGCCGUGCCGACCAACGACGAGCUGCUGUACGACCCCGACAAGGACGACCGGGACCAGGCCUGGGUGGACGCCCGGCGGAGACGGUAUCACAGCGGGAAGCGACCGGCCGCCGGGUCUCGACCGCAACCGCGCCGGGGCGAGCGUCUGGUGAGCAGCGACGCCGUCCUCAACUGCCCCGCCUGCAUGACCACGCUCUGCCUGGACUGCCAGAGGCACGAGAAAUACCGCACGCAGUACCGCGCCAUGUUCGUCAUGAACUGCACGGUGAAGCGAGACGAAGCGCUGCGCUACAAAACGCAGUCGGAGGCCACGGCAAGGAAGAAGGGGAGGAGGAAGAGGAGACGGGGGGGCCAGGGGGAGGAAGAGGAGGCGGCGGAUCGGCCGAUGGCUGAGACUCCCGCGCAGCCGGCGCCGGCGGGGAUGGACGCCGACGAGGUUUACCACCCGGUCCGCUGCACCGAGUGCUCCACGGAGGUGGCCGUGUUCGACAAGGAGGAGGUGUACCACUUCUUCAACAUCCUGGCCAGCCACUGCUGAGGAGGAGGAGGAGGAGGAGGAGGAGGAGGAGGAGCAGGAGGAGCCUGAGCCUGGACAGUCGAUAGUUUUUCUUUUUAAAUAUAUCUUUUACGAAAUCUAGAUUUUGUCCUGGAUGGUCUGAAUACACGAGAGCCGCUCGGUCAUGCUGAUAUUAAUAUUUGAGGAUUUAAAAAUGCCCGACGAGGCUCACUGGUGACACUUUCCGUUCGCCGCCCGGUUCAGCGUUCACGCUCGGUGAAGAUAAGCGCUUCAUGAAGGGUUCGUUACGCUGUAAUGUAGCUGUAAGUCGGCUGCUGCCUCCACAGGAUCAAUAACAUCAUGAAAUAUCUUUUAGAACUCCAUCGACAAAUGCUGCGUGUUGAAAGGGGCAGUGAGGGACUUCUGUGGACGUGUUUUCGACGCCUUAAAGGAUGAAAGUCCUCUUCUGGGUGUCUUCAGUGUCUCUUAACACCUGAAGUGUCCUCAUAGCUGCGUACACGUCACAGGGUUAUGAACUCCUGAAACACUCGAGGGUUAAAGUAAUGUUUCACCAGCUUGAUAACAUGUGGUUCUUGUUAAAGAAUGAAUAUCUAUACUGAAGUGGGUGUUUUACAGUUGUAAAUAAACUUGUCUGAGCUUUCUUUUUAAACAAACUGCAUUGUAUUAAGUAGCUACCGACUUAUACAGUACUGUACGUGUGUAGCCGCAAACUAGAUCAUCUGAGUAACUUCUGUUUACGAGGUUUGUACACAAGUUUGUAAUGUUUUUGUUUAUUUCGCUCUCUGGGCUUUUAUGUUUUAACAAAGCAUUUAGUUCGUUUAAUUUGUUUCUAUAACGACUUUGUUUUCCCAUAAAAUCAUUUGCUCACAUUUGGUGGGGAACAUUUUCAGUGGCGGAUUAAUCCACAUUUGAGGCAGCAGGACUGUAAGUACAAAUAAUUUGUUAUGUGUUUGGAAAUUUUGAAAUGAGUUAUAAAAAAAAACAUGAGAAUAAGAAUACAUAUCAGCCAAUACAUAGGAUCAUUUAAUUGUUGGGUUACCUAAUGUGACAUUGUAAACAAUACAUUAGAAAGCAGUUCAGUUCUGAAAGUAUUAAAUGUGAGAGAGAAAUACUAAAUAUUUUUUUAUAAAACUUCUUUGAUAAACAUUGAAUCCGUGUCUUAUUUUGAUUAAAAUAAAAUGUGAAUAAAUUACUAUAAAAACCUUUA
Messenger RNA from Pseudoliparis swirei, 2197 nucleotides. RefSeq names its product e2f-associated phosphoprotein (gene eapp). Gene Ontology annotation, cellular component: nucleus. The coding region runs from base 31 to 1011 and encodes 326 amino acids. The record is from RefSeq and is a predicted model, not a curated record. Lineage: Eukaryota; Metazoa; Chordata; Actinopteri; Perciformes; Liparidae. The transcript is spliced from 6 exons. Gene Ontology annotation, biological process: positive regulation of cell population proliferation.